Molecule: messenger RNA, 3727 nt
Organism: Carassius gibelio (silver crucian carp)
Lineage: Eukaryota; Metazoa; Chordata; Actinopteri; Cypriniformes; Cyprinidae
Product: TRAF3-interacting protein 1
Exons: 15
Coding region: 171-2060 (629 amino acids)
Biological process (GO): regulation of microtubule cytoskeleton organization; cilium assembly; intraciliary transport
Cellular component (GO): intraciliary transport particle B; centrosome; axoneme
Molecular function (GO): microtubule binding
Source: RefSeq, a predicted model, not a curated record
GGUUCCGCGCAAGCGCAGAAUCCACACAGCGGAGGAUUGUGGGACAGAAAGCUAUCGCCAGGGCAACAAGCAGAGUUUAGCGAGCGGAAAUCUGCUGCUAGCAGAACAGUAACGGCAAUUAAUUAUUAAACAAACAAAUUUUACACCAAAUACCGUUUUAUUUUGUUGCCAUGAACGAAUCUGUAGCCAAAAAGACCCAGGAGACUCUGGGAAAAGUGAUCAAGAAGCCUCCUCUGACAGAAAAGCUGCUCAGCAAACCGCCGUUUCGAUACCUGCACGACAUCUUCAGCGAGGUAAUACGUUCUACAGGAUUCAUGAAAGGACUUUACGGAGAAGCAGAGAUGAAGUCAGAUAAUGUGAAGGACAAAGACUCAAAAAUAGUGUUCCUUCAGAAGGCCAUCGAUGUGGUGAUGCUGGUUAGUGGAGAGCCCUUGGCUGCUAAACCUGCUCGAAUCGUAGCCGGAUACGAACCUGAGAAGACCAACGAGCUGCUGCAGAUCAUUGCUAAGUGUUGUCUCAACAAGCUCUCCAGUGAUGAGGCUGUUAGACGGGUGUUAGCUGGAGACAAGGUGGAUCUGAAGGGGAAGCCCAGCACCUCUAGGUCCCAGGACAAGGAGAACAGAGAGGGCAGGGAGCGCCACCGAGACCGUGAGGAGACGAAGGGCAUCAAGGAGAGCAGCGGGAGCCGAGAGCAGAAAGAUCCAGAUCAACCAAAAGAUCAAGAGAGCAAGAGAGAUGACAAGGACCGCCGGCGAGAUGCUGAGAGGUCAGACAAGGCACGCGAAAGAGACCGGACAAAAGACAGAGACAGAGACAAGGACAAGAGCCGGGAUCGGGAGAAAGACAAGACCAGAGAGAAUGAGCGGGAAAAGGAAAAGGAGAAGGACCGCAACAAGGACAAGGAGAGAGAACGAGAGAAAGAAAGGGAUAAGAAAAGGGAACGAGAAUCUCACAAAGACAGGGAACGAGACAAGGAGAGAGAGCGCGAGAAAAGACGGGAGAGAGAAAGAGAAAGAGAAAAAGAACGACACAAAGAGACUGACCAGAAGCUAAAGGACAGAGGCGAUAGAAAGAUCAAAGCAGCAGAGGAGAUCAGCAAGCCAAAGCCUCACCCAGAGGUUGUGAGUAAAACACUUGAAGCCGAAGCAGACGAGGCUGAGAGUCCUUCCCGAAUCCCAAGGCCCUCAUCGGCUAAAGGACAGCGGCGACGGCCCAAAACAGGAGGUCAAGAUGAGACUGACAGUGAAGGAGAAAGGGAAGCCCCUUCAGCAGAGAAACCAGUCCCCAUUGAGAAUGGAGACAUUACGGAUUCUGUGCCACCUCAAACAACACACAGACGGUUACCUCGGCCUAGCAGUGCACGACCGGCAGCCCCCCGCGUCAAACGACAGGAGAGCUACACUGAUCAUGUGACCCCAGCAGAGAGGCUGGGCAGUGGCAAGACACCCGCGACUGUCAUUUUGGAUGGCAAGAGGCUCUCUGAAGAUGAGGAUGAUGAAGAAGGGCAGUUUGUGGUGGAGGAGGCAGCUGCACCUCCUCCUGACGUAGCUGAAGUUGAGCGUAAUUCACUUGAACUGCAAGGGGACGACAAACACGGUGGACUUGUGAAAAAAAUUCUGGAGACAAAGAAAGACUAUGAAUCAUCUCCAGCCACAAAGUCAAAAGAACAGGAUCGGUCACUGGUGUCAGAGUCGUCUCGUAAGAAAGAACGUGAAUUGGUGGCGAAGGAGAUCGAGCGACUGCGUUCAUCCAUACAGACAGUGUGUCGCAGUGCUCUGCCUCUGGGCAAGAUCAUGGACUACAUUCAGGAGGAUAUGGACUCCAUGCAGAACGAACUGCAGACCUGGCGCAAAGAGAACAAGGAGAACGCACAGGCUCUGCUACAGGAGCAAAGAAUCACAGACAGCGUUGUGGAACCUCUGAAGACUGAACUCGCUGAACUGGAGCGGUUAAUCAAAGACCAGCAGGACAAGACCUGCGCAGUCAAGUCCAACAUCCUGAAGAACGAGGAGAAGAUCCAGAAGAUGGUAUCCAGCAUCAGCUUCUCCUCACAAACGUGAAUCUCAGCACAUCCCAAAAGGAACCCGAAGCACUGAGCAGCAGGGAGUGCUCCUGUUAAUAGAUCCCCAUGUGUUUGAGCCGCACCGGACAGAGUUCAGAAGGUGCAGGUACAGUCUGGAGUCAGUCUCCUCAAACCCCCUUCAUGUAAGGUGCCUUCUGUUAGACCCAGGAUCUGUUUGCGCUGGUCCAUUGGGAUUCUCAAACACACUCGCACAUCUGCAGUAGAUUUGCACUCGUCACUUGCUUGAAAGAUAAAUGUGUGUGGUCACCAUACUGAUGUGUCCUGUAUUUUUUAAGUAGGACUUUAAGUGCUUUCCAUGUUCUCUUAGAAAAACAGACUGACUGGUUUAUAUAAAAAUAAAUAAAAAAAUAGCUUUUUUUCCAUUCAGACUGACAGGUGUUUUUGUCUCCCAGGAGAACAUUGGCAAUAUAUCAUCUAUAAUUAUUUAUAUUUGUUUAUGUGUGCAUAAAAAAACCAUGGAAGCUUGUUUCUGAAAGUUUUUUUUAUGUCUGGGAUUAAAUAAUAAAAUAGUUAAUUACAGCUUUUUAUCUCAGUUUGUAGUUUUUCAUGACAUAUAAACUUGCAAUUGCAAGAAAAAAGUCAGAAUUGUGAGAAAGUUACGUUUUUUUAUUUAACGCAAAAAAAAAAACUGUUGCGAAUUCAGAUAAAAAGUUAGAGAAAGUAAGUCCGAUUUCUGAGUUUAUAUCUCGCAAUUCUCAAAAUUGUGAGCUAAAAAGUCACUUAUAUAUUUUUAUUUAUUUAUGCUGUGACUGAAACAAGCUUUCAUGGAAAUAUGACGUGUAUAUAUAUAGAUAUAUAUUUAAUGUAACUUUCUAAAGCUGCUAGUAAGCAAUAGAAUUUUACAGAUGAGCAUUAGAAUUGCCAAAAAUUGGAGACACACUACACGCGCACCUCUGCACUUUGAAGAAUGAAUCUGUAAUGCAGCGCAUCAUUUCCCUGUACACAUCCAGAACCGCUCAGAUAGCUUAACAUAUAUUCAAAGAAACGAGCUGAGAUUGCAUAAAUGUUUUUUAAGUCAAUUUAUCAUCUAAACAAGAAAUGUACCUUGAUCAACUGUAUAUGUGAAUUCCAAAUUCAUAUCAAUAAUGAUAUUUCAUUUGAGAAUACAUGACAGAGAAACUUUUUUAGAGGGCUGUUGAGAGCGUUUUCUACUGCAAACUGAGAUCCAUGAAGCAAUUAAUAAAUGUAUUAUAUCUAUUUUGAUAAGUUUAUGAGAAAAAAACUGUGUUAGAUGAAGCAAUAGUUGAAUCUGCUGCUCAAGCACAACAUUUAGAAAAUCUUCAGCAUGUAUAUCCAGUCAGACUUGGAUACUGUGGUACUGUACCAGUGUCUAGAUGAAUUUGAUAUCUAAACCACACAGCAUGAAUGUCAGUAGAAUCAGACUUCAAUACACAGAUCAUAUACUACAUCAGUAUUAUCAGCUGUGACACAAAAUACAUUUUGCUAUUUAAGUAAAAUCAACUUCUUAAUGUCGAUAAAAUAUAUUUGCGUUUCCAUUUACUUUGUAAAAGAGCCGACCAUUUACACUGUAUACGAUUUUUACCAUUUGCUGUACAUUUUGUGUAUAUGUUGUUUGUAUCAUAGUCCACAAAUGAAUAUUAAUUUUGUAGUGAAGUCUAAUAAACGGUUACAUUUCUGUUAAAA